Messenger RNA from Pipra filicauda (Wire-tailed manakin), 6186 nucleotides. RefSeq names its product SMAD family member 5 (gene SMAD5). The coding region runs from base 342 to 1739 and encodes 465 amino acids. NCBI's taxonomy places the organism in Eukaryota, Metazoa, Chordata, Aves, Passeriformes, Pipridae. The transcript is spliced from 7 exons. Gene Ontology annotation, cellular component: heteromeric SMAD protein complex. Gene Ontology annotation, biological process: cell differentiation; anatomical structure morphogenesis; transforming growth factor beta receptor signaling pathway. The record is from RefSeq and is a predicted model, not a curated record. Gene Ontology annotation, molecular function: DNA-binding transcription factor activity, RNA polymerase II-specific; RNA polymerase II cis-regulatory region sequence-specific DNA binding; I-SMAD binding.
CCGCCGCUCCCGGCCCCGCUCCCGGCCCGUCCCGUCCCGGCCCCGCGCACAAGUUCGGCCGCAGGAGCAGCGCCAGCGGCGGCCGCGGCCCAGCCCCUCACCGACACCGCGCCCGGGGAGGCCGCUGCUCCGCGCCCGAACUAAAUUAGGGGAAUCAGCCACCAUUUUUGAUGUGAAGACUUCAUCUCUGACAUCUCUAUGGUCAUUUGGCAGCCUCCAAGAAAUAACACAGCUCAGCAGUGGCAGUAACUGCCUUCGGUAUACACUGACAAUUAUUUGGGAAAAACAAAGAAAACCCCAACAGCCCAAACUCACCAAACCUUCUGAAGACUUUGUGUCCAAUGACGUCAAUGGCCAGUUUGUUCUCCUUUACUAGCCCAGCUGUAAAGCGUCUGUUGGGCUGGAAACAAGGAGACGAAGAGGAAAAAUGGGCAGAAAAAGCUGUUGACGCUUUGGUAAAAAAGCUGAAAAAGAAAAAGGGUGCUAUGGAAGAGCUGGAGAAAGCCCUGAGCAGCCCAGGCCAGCCCAGCAAGUGUGUCACCAUCCCCCGCUCCUUGGAUGGGCGGCUCCAGGUGUCCCACAGGAAGGGCCUUCCCCACGUCAUUUACUGCCGCGUCUGGCGCUGGCCUGAUCUCCAGAGCCAUCACGAGCUGAAGCCCUUGGAUAUUUGUGAAUUUCCUUUUGGAUCGAAACAGAAGGAAGUCUGCAUCAAUCCAUACCACUACAAGAGGGUGGAGAGCCCAGUUCUACCUCCAGUGUUAGUGCCUCGACAUAGUGAAUUCAACCCCCAGCACAGCCUCCUGGUUCAGUUCAGGAACCUCAGCCACAACGAGCCCCACAUGCCACACAACGCCACGUUCCCUGACUCCUUCCAGCAGCCCAACAACACUCCAUUCUCCAUCUCCCCAAACAGCCCCUACCCCCCUUCUCCAGCCAGCAGCACUUACCCCAGCUCCCCAGCCAGCUCGGGGCCAGCCAGUCCCUUCCAGCUCCCAGCUGAUACUCCACCUCCUGCCUAUAUGCCCCCUGAUGAUCAAAUGGGGCAGGAUAAUUCCCAGUCUAUGGACACAAGCAAUACAAUGAUCCCUCAAAUCAUGCCAAAUAUAUCCACCAGAGAUGUCCAACCCGUUGCCUAUGAAGAACCCAAACACUGGUGUUCCAUCGUGUAUUAUGAGUUAAAUAAUCGUGUUGGGGAGGCCUUUCAUGCAUCUUCCACAAGUGUCUUGGUAGAUGGGUUUACAGAUCCCUCCAACAACAAGAACAGGUUCUGCUUAGGGCUGCUCUCGAAUGUAAAUCGCAACUCGACCAUCGAGAACACUCGGCGGCACAUUGGCAAAGGAGUUCAUCUCUACUAUGUUGGUGGAGAAGUCUAUGCUGAGUGUUUGAGUGAUAGCAGCAUAUUUGUACAGAGCAGGAACUGCAACUACCACCAUGGCUUUCAUCCAACAACUGUGUGCAAGAUUCCCAGUGGAUGCAGUCUGAAAAUAUUUAACAAUCAGGAGUUUGCUCAGCUUUUAGCUCAGUCUGUCAACCAUGGAUUUGAAGCAGUAUAUGAGCUCACCAAAAUGUGCACCAUUCGAAUGAGUUUUGUAAAGGGCUGGGGAGCCGAGUACCAUCGACAGGACGUCACGAGCACCCCGUGCUGGAUAGAGAUCCACCUCCACGGGCCCCUCCAGUGGCUGGAUAAAGUACUUACCCAAAUGGGUUCUCCUCUGAAUCCCAUCUCAUCUGUCUCAUAGUGCUGACAUUCUAUCUCCAGCCUUAUUUUUAGCGAACUUAUUCUAAUUCUAGAGCAACUUCCAGUGGAUACUGUGAGCUAUAUGGAGAAUGGAUCUUAUGGUUUAAUUGUGUUGGUUUUUUUUUUUAAAUCCCUCUGUGACCAAUUCCAUUGUGUAUAGCUAAUCAGUUUUACAUUUCAAAUUGUUCUUGUGAUGCUUAAGUGACAGUUGAGCCCUAAGGGAAAAAAUAGUCUAUUGAGAAAUUCAGAACACUUUUUCCCCUCCUUCCCCUAGAACUUAAACAGACAUAUGUCUUAACUGGAAAAUCUUUUUGUCCUGUAGGGACAAGAAUCAUGGAGACUGACUUCAGAAAAUAAAUACAUAUCAUAGUUUGGGAUUUUUUUUUAAUGUUUAUGAAACUGUUUGAACAUGUGCAGCUCCAGCUUGCAAGCUGUAUUUUUAGCAUAGUGGUUUAAACAUCUUAAGGUUGACAUCUGUCAUAAGCAAAAUUAGACUUUAUUAUGGCUAAUUUGCCUCAGAUUGAACAAUGUGAUUUUUUUUUUUAAGUGUACACAUGAAUAUACUUUUUACAAAUAUUGGAGUGGUGUAAAAACACUUGUAUUUUCUAUUGGAAAAUGCUGUCAUAAACACACUGUAUAUUAAUGCAGAAUAGCAGUUCUUAGCCUUUUCCCACUUUGGUUUUGUAACAUCUCUUUUAACCACCAUUUAAAAUAGUAAUUGAUACAAGGUAAACAUCUUGCACGUUUCUGGAGUAGUAAUUCUUGGUUUGCUUUGAUUUACACUCAUGCAGUUUGGAUUUGGUUGCCAAGGCUGUCUCUUUUUAGGUACCCUUCUCUUUUUUAACAUAAACACUACUAUUUGUAAAUGGCAGUGCUUACUACUUUUUGGAAGGAAUAAGUUUUUUGUUUUCUUUUUGGUGUUCUAGCUGUUUAUUUUACCUGUCUGGAAUUGAUCUGUGUAGGCCUUUUUAAUCUCUCAGUAGACAUUACACAGUAUUAGUGAUUACACUGUAUUUAAUUCACUUUCAGUAUGAGUUUGAGUCUCUUUGAAGACUGUGAGUGGCUUAGCAAAUGAGUUACUGAAUGCAGAAGCUUUUACUUCCAGAUAAUUUAAUGCAGACCUGUUGGUAAUGACCAAAAGUAAUCCCUUCUUUGUAGCCUGCAUGAAAGGAUGGUCUCACUCCUGGCCCUCAUGGCAGGGGUUCAAUCAGAAGACUUGUAACUGUAGUUGGCAGCUUUGUGGGACUGAAGCACUGCAUUAAUAUGAUGAUGAAAUUCCUCCCAUGUAAGGAAUCACAGAAUCAUGGAAUGCUCAGGGGUUGGAAUGGCCCUCAAAGAUCAUCUAGUGCCAAGCCCAGGGACAUCUCCCUCUAGAACAGGUCACUCAAGGCCUUACCCAGCCUACCUUGAACACAACUGGGGUUGGAGCAGCCACAGCCUCCCUGGGCAACCUGUGCCAGUGCCUUGCCACCCUCACAGGAAAAAAUUUCUUCCUGAUAUCUGAGCUAAAUUUUCCCUCUUCCAGUUUGUACCCAUUACUGCCUGUCCUGUCACUGCAGUUCCUGACAACGAGUCCCUCUCUGGUUCCCUGGAGGCCCCUUCAGACACUGGGAGGUGCUGUGAGGUCCCCACACAACCUUCUCCUCUGCAGGCUGAACAGCCCCAGCUUUCUCAGCUGUCUUCACAGGGGAGGUGCUCCAGUCCUCAAGUCCUUCUCCCAGGGCUACUCCAAAUCCCUUCUGCACUCGAGCUGUAGGUGUGUCUGGGAUUGCCCUGACCUGGGUGUAAGAUCUCGGUGAACUUCAGGAAGUUUGCAUCAGUGAGCUUUGGUGGAGAAUUCAAACACUGUACUAAACACUAAAAGAAAUCAGCUAAAUAACUUAUGCCUGUUUUCCCCCUUUUUAUGAUAAAAAAGGAGGCUGAAAUACUCUAAGAGAAUUAGAAGUGAAUUAUAUACAAAAUAUCUUUGCAUGCAGAAAAAACCUCUUGUAUUUUUUAACUUCUCACCUUCCUUUUUCUCUUUCCUGAAUAUCUCUUCAGCAAAGGGUUCAGUGUUUGGAGGAGAGGCUGAAAACUCUAAUAUGCAAAUAAUUAUGGAAAGAUGUGUUGCAGUUAAUUACUGCAAUCCUGAGACAUUGAUUGCUUACACAAGUUCUUGUGUCUUCUAUUGAAUGACAUUUUCUGCUCAGAUGUGGAAAUCAUGCAUCGUAUGGUACCUGCGUAACAAAAUGAUCUUAAAGGAUUCAAAUUGUUUACGUGUCCUUAAAAUGUUUCUUCUGAAAUGCCUUAAAGGAAUAAACUGUAACACUUCUGCAGAACCCUAAUGUUCUCCUGUACAGGAAUUUCUGUAUUACUUGGUGUUUUGGGGGGGGUUUUUUGUGUUUUGGGUUUUUUUUAAACAGUUUCUCAAGUGUGUUUGAAAACCAACAAGUGCAUCUUCAGGAAAAGGGGAGGAACAUUAUUUGCUGUUUACCUUUGGGGUCUUCUCUUUCAUUCUUUGGAGCUGCAACCCACAGACAGUUCUUUUGAUUGAAUAAGAUGCCAAGUCAGUUGGCCACAGAAUCCAGCUUGUUUUCUUCUCCUCGGGGCCUGACUUUUGUCAAGUAGCUGAAUAUGUAUAUUUGACACUACAGAGUAUUAUUUUUCUUGACUAGCUUUUGUAAUAAAUGCCAUGGCACGUUGAAUUAAGGAAAGAUUGCAAUUGUAGGUACAAGAUUUUACUUUAUCCAAGAUGUUUUUCACCUGGCUUCAUCUCUGUUCACAUGUGUGCUUUUAUGUGGCCAACUGAGUGACUCAAGAAUGGGUGCUGAGGUGGGUGUUUGUGAGCCAGAGCUGGUGCUUAGUGCUGGUGUUGUGGUUUGAUUGGCUGCCCGUGCACUGAACCAUAAUUUCUGCAAUAAUAUCCAGUUAACCCACUUCUGAUGCUGUCAUUAAGUGCUAAAGUGCUCUGGCAUUUUUUCUGCUUGUGUCCAUGUUCUGGAACUGCAAUAUCUGCAAUGCUGGGAUAGCCUCGUGGCUGCUGGUUUGGCAGGGCAGGAGCAGGGGCAAACCCAGGAAGAUUUGUCUGCCUUCUGCUUCUCUGUUCCUUUUAAGCAGAGCUUUUUGGGUGCUUUCUAGUGAGCAAAUUUUGUGUGCAGCUGGUUCAUGGUGUUCCUAAUCCUGUUUAGUUCAUCUGUGCUGCUGAUACAAAAUGAGAUAUCGGUGCACAGAUGGAUUGGAUGGAGAGUUUUUUGACCCCAACGAUAUGUCAAGUCCAGGGAGAGCAGGGAGUGCUGCUGCUGGGGCAGCAUCCUGUCUAUAAAUCACUUCUGUACCCAGAUGGAGGGAUGGAGAAAUUAAAUCAACCAGUAGUGUGGUAGUGGAAGAAGGAGCCUUUCCAGUGUAGCCCAGCUUGGAUUGGGUGUUACCCUUCAGUGAAAACUGAUUUGGCUUUUUUAGUGUAUUUUCUUCUUUUUGGGCAUCUCCUUUGCACCAACCACAGCAUUGACUGGCAGCUUUGGCAACACCAGCAGAGCCUGGAGCAGGCUGACACCCAUCCUUGCUGGGAUUGCUCUUGCAGUCCCUGGGAUAAGAGCUUGGAUCUUGCUCCUUGGGCACCUCAGUGCUGGCAGUCAAUCAGUGCCUUGUGUUUUACACCCAUUUAACUGCAUCAGGCUGGAAGGGCUGACAGUGGCUUAGAGUAUCUGUAGGACCAAACCACAAUUUUCUAGUGUGCCUGAUGAGAGACAAAUUAACAGCCCAGUAGGCAAAACAAUGAUUCAACUUGUGUUACAAUUUGGGGUAGAAUUGUUUAAAUUAUUGGAAUUCUUCUAGUUUUUGCUUGAAGCAAAAUGAUGAUUUUUUUUUUCCCCCCACAGUAUUAAAAUGUGAAAGUUGUCAGUUCUUGGGUGUGAGAUUAACUUGGAUCCUUGCACUAUAACUCUAGAGGACAUUCAAAUGUGUCAGGCUUCCUCCCUAGUCUGAAAUAAUAAUUUUUUCAGGAUAUUGUUUUACUUGCUCAAAUUGCUAAUGAUGGUUUCUAGAAAAACAAACAAACAAAAACCCCAAAACCAAAACGUUUUCUAAAUGUUUUGCUUCAAACAGCAGAGGUGACUAACUUUUUUUUCUGUAGUUGUGAAGUUUCUGCUUAGGAAGGUUUCCCCAUUCUGAAUUCAAAUCAAUAGACCAAACCAUCAGAUUUACAACAAUAUGUUGCUUUUUUGUGCUGCUCCAUAAACCUGCUUCUGUGUUCGUUGCAAGCAUAACCUUUAUGCUUUUGUUUACAUUGUAGGAAACACAGUUCUAGCAAUGAGGUUUGUUGUUUUGUUGUUGUUUUUUUUUUCAUUUAACUCUAAACAUCUUUUUAUUUUGUUAAUUUUAAAAUGAUUAGGUUUUGCUAUGUUAUGUUUUUAAAGAUAUUUUUUGCAUACUGCUGCUCAUAUUUCAAUAAACGAAACAGAAAACCCACA